Molecule: messenger RNA, 1338 nt
Organism: Athene cunicularia (burrowing owl)
Lineage: Eukaryota; Metazoa; Chordata; Aves; Strigiformes; Strigidae
Gene: LSM7
Product: LSM7 homolog, U6 small nuclear RNA and mRNA degradation associated
Exons: 4
Coding region: 1-390 (129 amino acids)
Biological process (GO): nuclear-transcribed mRNA catabolic process; mRNA splicing, via spliceosome
Cellular component (GO): spliceosomal tri-snRNP complex; Lsm1-7-Pat1 complex; U6 snRNP
Molecular function (GO): RNA binding
Source: RefSeq, a predicted model, not a curated record
AUGACAGAAAUAAAAAAGAAGUUAACUGGCAACCAGACUAUUCUGCCACUAAAGAUUACUGGAAAGGAAUCAGUAAAAACACAGGAUAAGGAGAAGAAGAAGAAGGAGAGUAUCUUGGAUCUCUCCAAGUACAUCGACAAAACGAUCCGAGUGAAAUUCCAGGGUGGGAGAGAAGCAAGUGGUGUCCUGAAGGGAUUUGACCCUCUUCUGAACCUUGUGCUUGAUGGUACCAUUGAAUAUAUGCGAGAUCCAGAUGAUCAAUACAAAUUAACAGAAGACACACGUCAGCUGGGACUUGUGGUCUGCAGAGGGACUUCAGUGGUUCUUAUUUGUCCACAGGAUGGAAUGGAAGCUAUUCCAAACCCUUUCAUUCAGCAGCAAGAUGGCUAAUGCUUUCUUUGGAUUGUCUCUGAAGACUUCAAGGGUGCAAAUCAUCAGAGAAAACUAUGAGUGUGUGAGAAGCUUCCUGUUUUGGAGGAGGAGUUUGAAUGUGUAUUUGGUAGUGUGAAAGAACAGUCAACAUUUUUUUAUUUUUGUGACUUUCCAUAAAUGAUGAGAGGAUGGGGUGUGGUAUGUAAGAAGUAAGUUCUGAUUCCUGCCACCCCCGCCAAAUAAAUGUGUAACUACAUUGUUUAGAGCCGACAGAAGAGAAUAUGUUGUCAUGGAAUUGUCUGAGACCCUCUUGAUCUUUGAGUUUUGAAACAACCACAUAAAAUUAGUAAAGAAUGCCCUCAAUAUUGGUUAUAUUGUUUACAUUUUUAAAUACAUUUAAAAUGUAUUUAAUCUAAAUUAAUCUAAAGCCUAAAUACAUUAGAACUUGUUUUCUUCCUCUCAGAUGUCAGUACUCAGCUGGGAAGCAUUGUGUUGUAGUCUUCCUGCUGUUGAGUUCAGUCUCCUGCCUGCUUGCUCCAGUGCAUGCAGGAAAAUUACUUUCCUUGUACAGUACCUUGUCAUCACCUUUACAAGCUGUGGAGCCAAGAAGUUCUUUCCUAACACUUGUUCCGGAUCUUGUGGGCUGUGAUCUGUGCGUCAGAGUGCUCCCACAUUUCUGCAGCAGAAGUGGAGACUUAACUUUUAGGGUGAUUCUUGGCUGAGUGACAUGAACCUUAUGGAAGUAUCUAUUUGAUACUUGGAAUUUUAGGGGAAGAAUAUUUAAGAUCCUAAUGUUCAGUUGUAGGCAGUGUCUGGAAAUACUGCAUAUCUUUUUAUAUUGUAGCUAUCCACUUGUGGUUAUGCUUGUUAUAACUUGAUUUGUAAGUAAGCAUUUUUAUUUCUUUUAUACUGCAGAAACAGCAAGAUUUGAGGACCUUUGAGUGAAUAAAUACAAAUUAAUCUGUU